Molecule: messenger RNA, 1308 nt
Organism: Lactuca virosa
Lineage: Eukaryota; Viridiplantae; Streptophyta; Magnoliopsida; Asterales; Asteraceae
Source: the annotation of a GenBank genome assembly
CCAUGAGACAAAAUUGUCUAUUUACAGCAGAUCAGACAGAGAGAGAAAGAAAAAAAAGAGAGAUUUUUCUACCGGAAAAAGGUCAACUAAGUGAGAUACGCACAACCAAGAGAGAGAUGGGAAGAGCUCCUUGUUGCGACAAAACAAGUGUGAAAAAAGGGCCAUGGUCUCCUGAAGAAGAUGCAAAGCUCAAAGAGUUUAUAAACAAACAUGGCACUGGUGGUAACUGGAUCGCUCUUCCUCACAAGGCUGGUUUAAAAAGAUGUGGGAAGAGUUGCAGGUUGAGAUGGUUAAACUAUUUGAGACCCAAUAUUAAACAUGGUGAGUUUUCUGAAGAUGAAGAUAGGAUCAUCUACAGCUUGUAUGCUAGCAUUGGUAGCAGAUGGUCAAUAAUAGCAGGUCAGCUACCAGGAAGGACUGACAACGAUAUCAAGAAUUACUGGAACACCAAACUUAGGAAGAAGCUAUUGGCUAUGCUUCCUUCCUUCCAAAAGAAGCCAUCUUUUCACCAAUCUAUUCCCCUUCAAUCAUCACCACUUUCUGAUCAUCAUAAAUAUUCAGACAAUUUCUUGAACACUUCAUCGUUUUACAACAACUCUAACUUCAUGAAUGUUAGCAACUCUCUCCUCACCACCACCGGUAGCAGCAUCGUCCAUGAUCAUAUGAAUGUUACUGAUCUCUUUGUGCCGCCACCAUCAAACCCCUUAACCGGUAUGAUUUCCAACAACAAUUAUUAUCCAGGGUUUCAAGGUGAUCAGAGCAUGAACAAGGAGUGCUACUACCCAGAGGUGAAAGAAAGGAUGCUGAUGUUCGGAGGUGGUGGUGAACUAAGUACAACUUGUUCUUCCUCCGACGGUGGUGGUAGUUGCAUGAGCCAAAUAAGCUACAACAAGUAUGAUCAUCAUCGGAUCAAGCAAGAAGACCAGUUUUCCCUUCAGUGGUUUGGAGAUCAAAGGCAUGCUUUCAUGACAGAUCAUAACUACGUUGAUCAGAAACCAAAAGGGUAUUUCAAGAAUCAUGUUAAUCCACUGCAUAUUAACCUAGAAGAAGUGAAGCAACUCACUGUUAUCAACAACAACAGCAGCAGCAGCGUCAACAUCAGCAGCUACUUGAUGAAUGAUGAUGAUGAAAACAAGACAACACAUAUUCUUACUGAUGGAUGUUAUAUGAUGAUUGAUGGGAGUAACUAAAUGACUGUUGUAAUUAAGAAAAGCAUAUCAGAUAUGGGAGAUCUUUUUGGCACAGUUUCUUGGGGUUUGUGUGGAUCUGCAAUGUAAAAUUACUUGACGAGGAAAAAAAGAUUUUUUU